Paramecium sonneborni is the source of this 2637-nucleotide messenger RNA. The record is from the annotation of a GenBank genome assembly. Lineage: Eukaryota; Ciliophora; Oligohymenophorea; Peniculida; Parameciidae.
AUGACUUAGAAUAAUAUAGUUGGAGCUAUAAAAAUUAAGGAUGGUUUAUUCAUUGGAGAUGAAUAUGCAUCAUAAGUUACAUAUUUAUCUAAUAAAGGAUCGAGAAUUCAUAAUUAAUAAUAAAGUAACUCAUAUAAUCAAUUGUUCUGGUACAGAAGUUUAAAACAAAUGGAUUAACAUGAAUAUAAAAUAUCUCACAUUCAAUUGGCUUGAAUAAGAUAAUGAAGUAAAAUAUUCCAUUUAAUAAAAAGGUGUUAUUUGAUGAGAAAAAUGAGAAUGUAAAUAAAAUUUAUGCAUUCAUCGAAGAGUGUUUUCAAUAAGGAGAAAGCACUUUAGUUCAUUCAGUAAGAGGUUAAAGUAGAUCUUGUUGUGUAUUGGCUGCUUAUUUUAUGAAAAAGUUCUUUAAUUUAUAUUAAUAAUAAGGUAUUCAUGGACACUCUACAAAACACUUGAAUACUUAAAUUCUCGAAGACCUGAUCUUGAAAUAAGAGCAUCCUUUUUUUAUUAACUAAAUUCUUUAGAAUCCAGAUUGAAUAAGUUAGGACCUAAAAGAACAGCAUCAUGGAAUGAAUUAACCUAAGAUGAAUUAAAUCCACAAUAACUUUAAGAAGAAUUAAUUAUAAGAAAUACGUUUCUUAAUUCAUAAAAUGGACCUGUUGAUGACAUCUAUACAAAUUUAUAAUCUAAAUUAGUAUAAAUCUAAUAUAUAUUAUUUAGUAAGUCUUAGGAAAAAUUUAUAAUCAAAAAAUUAAAUGGAAAGAUUAAUUAAACAAAGAAAAUAUACUAUUAGCUACCUUAGUCUAUACUGGAUCUCCUGAUUUUAUCUCUACCUCUCAUAUUAGAGUAAAAGAAGACACUGAUUGUUAAUCUAUUUUAAAAGUAAUUUUGUCAUAAUCAUUAGGGAGUAUAAAAAACUACUUUAAAUUAACCUGCAAAAUAACCAUAAAUUUAACAUAGUUUUCCUAAAUGUACUAAUUUCAAUAAGAAUACUACUAAAUAACUUUAAUAAGAUGAUUGUGAAUCAUUUAAAUAAAAUUCAUAAAUGAGUAAUAAUUAAUCAUUUUAAAAUUUACUUAUACAUUGCGCAUAAAAAUAAAAGCAAAAUUCAUUGGAAAAAAAGACUUAACCAAUAUCAUCUGAUUAAAUAUAAAGUCCUUAAUUUAUUAAUUAGCCAAGUGGAGUAAGAAGUACAUCUUUAUAAUAAAAUGAUGAAAAAAAAAAUAAUAUAGAUAUUACAAAUAAUCGUCCAAAUUCUGUUAAAUAAAAAGAUGUAUCACCAUCAAUCUUAAAUAACUUUUAAGAAUUUAAAGAUUAAGUUUAAUAGUCAUUAAAUUAUUUUAAUAAACAAUCCGAAAUUAUUAUAAAUAUAGAUAAAAAUUAAACAAAUACUAAUUAAUUCUAAUAAUCAUAAUAUUAAUAGCCUUAAUAAUAAUAAGUAUCAUAAAGUACUAUUUCAAACUAAUAAAUAGAUUCGAAAUAAUAAUAAUUUUCUUAAUCAAAUUAAUCCUAUUUAGUAUCUUAAUAAAAGACUAAAUUAGAUUAAUUAAUAAGUCCAACAUUUAUUUCAACUAUGAGCUCAACAAAACAUUCAGAAAUUUAAAAAACUUUAACAUAAUCUAUAUCAUAAUUAUAAUCUAGUUAUUAAAAAUUCUAACAAUUACAAAUGAAAAAUUAAAUUAAACCAUCUUAAUCAUCCUCUCAAAUAUAGUAGUAAAAUAUUAAUAAAAAUUCAACAGAACUAAACAAUAUAAAUAUAACUAAUAUAUCUAAAAUUUAAGAUCGAAGUUCUUCUCUUAUCAAAAAAGGUGAAGAAUUAGAUAGUAAAAAUAGACCUAAUAGUGCUGAUAUCAAGGAUCAAUUAAAAAACAAUACUGCAUAAAAAAAAGACAGUUUAUCACCAUUUCAUAAAGAUCCAAUUAAAAAAAUGAAUUAGUAUGGUCCUCCUUUACCUUAAUCUAACUCUCAAAUCUAUCUUAGGAAUGUAUAGUGUAGAAGAUAAGCUGCAUCAACUUUAAGAAACCAAUAAAAACCAAAUAAUUCUUUUUAAGAUAAAUAUUUGAAUCAAAGUGCAAAUUAAGUAUAGAAUAAUAGUAGUUUUAACAAUAAUAGUAAUUCAAAUAUAGAAGCUGAGACAAAAAUACAAUAAAAAGUAGUUUAAGAAUUAGUUUCUGAUGUUAAUCAUUUAAAAAAAAUAAUAUCCCCUUAAAGUUUGACAAAAAGUUAAGCACAAUUUUUAAAAAAUCAACCAAUUAGGGUAUUAUAAGAAUUGACAGAAAAAACUUAAAGCAUAAAAUAGAUGUAUUUUUAUGAAAUCUAAGUUAAUUAGCAAAGGAAAGGAUAGUAUUUAGUCUGUAGGCAUAACUUUAGUGUAAAAACCAUCAACAGUGAAUACUAGAACAUUCUCACCAGCAAUUAAAAGUAUAUAUUUUAUACUAACAAUUUAUUAAGAUGAUUAAAAAUGCAAAAGCAGUCAUGUUUGUAAUCCCUAAAACUUAAGAUAAAAGAUCAGGAAUUCAUCUCCUGGUAACAAUUUAUUUAAUAGUAGGUUUAAAUAAAGAUUAAGAAAGUUCAAGUUCUUUUUCAUAUUCAAAUACAAAUACUACAAUACCAGUUAAGAAUAGUUGGAAAAUGCUAUGA